CUCGUAAGAAGUGUCCAGACCUAGACUAUUUUGUUGUGUUCUCCUCUGUAAGUUGUGGAAGAGGAAAUGCUGGGCAAAGCAAUUAUGGCUUUGCCAAUUCUACCAUGGAGCGUAUCUGUGAGCAACGACAUCAUGAUGGACUCCCAGGCCUGGCAAUCCAGUGGGGAGCCAUUGGCGAUGUGGGUAUCCUUCUGAAGACAAUGGGGAACAGAGAGGUUGUGGUUGGGGGAACCAUUCCCCAGCAAAUCAGCUCAUGCCUGGAGGUGCUCGAUAUCUUCCUGAAUCAGCCUCACCCUGUCAUGUCCAGUUUUGUCCUGGCAGAGAAGAUCUCUGUGAAAACUGAAGGUGGCACUCAACGGGACCUUGUAGAAGCUGUUGCUCACAUCCUGGGUGUCCGUGAUGUGAAUAGUCUGAAUGCUGAGAGUUCCUUGGCCGACUUGGGCUUGGAUUCCUUGAUGGGUGUGGAGGUGCGCCAGACGCUGGAGAGAGACUACGACAUCGUUAUGACCAUGAGAGAAAUUAGACUCCUUACAAUCAACAAACUGCGUGAACUUUCUUCCAAGUCCGGGACAGCAGAGGAGCUGAAGCCAUCCCAACUGAUGAAGACAGGCCCAGGCGAACCGCCGAAGCUCGAUUUGAACAACUUGUUGGUGAACCCUGAAGGGCCAACGAUCACCCGUCUCAAUGAUGUUCAGAGCACAGAACGUCCUCUUUUCCUUGUUCACCCCAUCGAAGGAUCCAUUGCAGUUUUCAAUACUCUCUCCUCUAGACUUCAUAUGCCCUGCUAUGGGCUCCAGUGCACAAAAGCUGCUCCCUUGGACAGCAUACAGAGCCUGGCAGCCUAUUAUGUUGACUGUAUGAAGCAGAUCCAGCCUGAAGGACCUUACCGCAUUGCUGGAUAUUCUUUUGGUGCUUGUGUAGCCUUUGAAAUGUGCUCCCAACUGCAAGCACAACCAAAUGCUUCCCUUCUCAACAGCCUAUUUCUCUUUGAUGGGUCUCAUUCAUUUGUGGCAGCAUACACUCAGAGCUAUAGAGCCAAGCUGACCCAAGGAAAUGAGGCUGCGUUGGAGACUGAAGCAUUGUGUGCCUUUGUUCAGCAAUUCACAGGCAUUGAAUACAAUAAGCUGCUGGACAUUCUUCUGCCCCUGAAAGAUCUGGAGGCUCGUGUGAAUGCCGCUGCAGACCUGAUAACUCAGAUUCAUACAGACAUCAAUCGUGAAGCACUUAGCUUUGCUGCUGCUUCCUUUUACCAUAAACUGAAGGCUGCUGACAAGUACAUACCAGAGUCCAAGUAUCAUGGGAAUGUGACGCUGAUGCGAGCAAAGUCCCACAAUGAAUAUGAAGAAGGUCUGGGUGGAGACUACAGGCUCUCAGAGGUAUGUGAUGGGAAAGUAUCUGUCCAUAUUAUUGAAGGGGAUCACCGCACCUUAUUGGAGGGAGAUGGCGUCGAAUCAAUUAUUGGGAUCAUCCACAGCUCACUGGCAGAGCCGCGUGUCAGUGUCAGAGAGGGUUAACUGCUUCUGCUUACUUUCUGUCAAUGGUGAAGAAAAUGCCAACAACAUUCCUUGUUAUGACAGACCCCAAGGAACCGUUCCUGUUGUUCAGCAUCUCAUCUCCUCUGCUGCCAGAACUGGGAAGUCCAGCUGAACUUGAUUCGUCAUCUUCUCUUUCUUGCUCAUCUUCUCCUUUCCCAAUUUUUAUGGGUUCUUCUUCCCUUCCUGUGCUUUGUUUUCCCUGAGUAUCCCAGUCCAUGUCACUUAAGUGCUGUGACUUUGUCACUGUGCACUGCUAUGAGGGUUCCCCACCGAUGGUUGCUUCCUACAUCCUUGGCAGUAUGAAAAACAAAUCUAGGAGUAGAAUUCUUGUGCUCUAUAUUGUUUUGUCUUAACAGUAUUCCAAAGGGUAUGUGAUAGCACUUGUGACCAAGCCCAGUGAGCAGGGAGAGGAGCUGCAGCUGAUUUCGGAGAUGCCUUUCGUCUGUGAAGAAUCUGUCUGUAGUUAGGUCUGAAAGAGAAUUCCAUUGAGGCUUUUGUAACUAUAUUUUUUUAAUUUGAUAUAUUCUAAGUAUUUAUUAUGUCAAACCACAGAAUUCUUACUUGGUUUUAAUUUAUCGUGGGUUAUAGGAGAAAAGAAACAUCGCUUUUUGGAGGGGAAGGUUUAUUCUACAAGGGGAAAU
This is a messenger RNA of Mesitornis unicolor (brown roatelo), 2176 nucleotides long. RefSeq names its product fatty acid synthase-like. Gene Ontology annotation, molecular function: phosphopantetheine binding; fatty acid synthase activity. The coding region runs from base 105 to 1514 and encodes 469 amino acids. The record is from RefSeq and is a predicted model, not a curated record. Gene Ontology annotation, biological process: fatty acid biosynthetic process. Gene Ontology annotation, cellular component: cytoplasm. NCBI's taxonomy places the organism in Eukaryota, Metazoa, Chordata, Aves, Mesitornithiformes, Mesitornithidae. The transcript is spliced from 8 exons.